Messenger RNA from Puma concolor (puma), 918 nucleotides. The record is from RefSeq and is a predicted model, not a curated record. Lineage: Eukaryota; Metazoa; Chordata; Mammalia; Carnivora; Felidae.
AUGUUUGCAGACUUGGAUUAUGACAUCGAGGAGGACAAACUCGGAAUCCCUACUGUGCCUGGGAAGGUGACCCUCCAGAAGGAUGCUCAGAACCUGAUCGGGAUCAGCAUAGGAGGAGGGGCCCAGUACUGUCCCUGCCUCUACAUCGUCCAGGUACUGGCUGCCUUGCAGGUGGGGGUACGCACCCCCUACAAAGGAAAGCGCGUGUCCCCACAGAAACUGCGCGCGCAUGUUUGCGGUGGUGUCGUUCGUAACAGCCGGAAGGUGCAGACAACCCAAAUGUCCGCCAAACGGGGGGAGGUGACUAUUCACUACAACAAGCUGCAGGCGGACCCCAAGCAGGGCAUGUCCCUGGACAUUGUGUUGAAGAAGGUAAAGCAUCGGCUGGUAGAGAACAUGAGUUCGGGGACCGCGGACGCCCUGGGCCUGAGCCGGGCCAUCCUGUGCAAUGACGGGCUUGUCAAGAGGCUGGAGGAGCUGGAACGGACCGCCGAGCUGUAUAAAGGAAUGACAGAACACGCCAAGAAUCUCCUGCGGGCCUUUUAUGAGCUGUCACAGACCCACCGGGCCUUUGGGGACGUGUUCUCUGUGAUUGGGGUGCGGGAGCCCCAGCCAGCUGCGAGCGAGGCUUUUGUGAAGUUUGCCGACGCCCACCGCAGCAUCGAGAAGUUCGGCAUCCGGCUGCUGAAAACCAUCAAGCCGAUGCUGACAGACCUGAACACCUAUCUCAACAAAGCCAUCCCAGACACUCGCCUCACCAUCAAGAAGUACCUGGACGUCAAGUUUGAGUAUCUGUCCUACUGCCUGAAGGUGAAGGAGAUGGACGACGAGGAGUACAGCUGCAUCGUGAGUCCUCAGGGGCUGUCGGGCGGCCCUGCUCCGGCUCUUGGUUCUGCCAAAAAACUUCGGGACUUUUAG